Messenger RNA from Pocillopora meandrina, 273 nucleotides. The record is from the annotation of a GenBank genome assembly. Lineage: Eukaryota; Metazoa; Cnidaria; Anthozoa; Scleractinia; Pocilloporidae.
AUGUUUCGUAAAGUUUUAGACGCGGAGAUGAAGGAUUCAGCGAAGUGUAGUGCAAAAUGAACAACCGCAAAGAAAUAACAGAUAUUGUGGGGAAAAGACCUUCUUAGAAGAUUUUCAGUUGAGUCAUUGAUGUAUACAAUUUAUUUUGUAACGGAAAACUUUUUGGUCUUCGAGCUGGCGACCACAGGUUACUUAGGCUCUGCAAUAUUUUUAUUAAAGAAAAUUACAUUACUCUCAAUGAAAGGUUGUUUAAAACGUUUUACGGCGGCCUGA